GGCAGGGCCUGCCGAUACAGUAAUAAGACCUGAUAACGAAAGCACAGAGGAGAACCAGCAGGAGAGGGAGACACAACCAUAACAAUCUAAAAGGCUGGCUAGGCACGAGAAGGGAAAGGUGCACACCUUCCCAGCUGCAUGUUUCUUGGGGUGCAUCAAGAGCAGGGUGAGCAGGAGAAGACUGUCCCCCCUGGGGCUCCUUUGGCAGAAAGAUGAUGGACCCCUGUGAAUGUGCCAGCCAGAUGAAGCCCGGCCUGUCCUUUUCCAUUGAGGAGAUCUUAAAGAAACCUUCUGCCAGUACCACCAGCAAUGAAACCAGGAACAGGAAUAACUAUGCUGAGAGAUCUCCAACUCUAAAAGCAGAAUCACCGUGGGCCUUUGAUUUCAGCAGCAGGAGUCAAUUACAGAAUGACUUCCCUUCAGAUAAAAUGCUUCUCCCUGCCAUGUGUGCUACCCCCAUGGCCAGAGCAAAGAAAGUGCAGUCAGCUCACUGCAGGAGAGCUACUGACAGCUCAGCUUCCUUCCUGGGUGAGGACAUAGGACGUGAACAACUGGAAGGCAAAAGAAAACAUGAGGAAGAGGAAGACCAACUGUGUGAUUUCCCAGUGGACCAUCCACUUCAUGCUGAGAGGAAAGGGAAACGGAGAAUCCGGACAACAUUCACAGCUGAGCAGCUUCAGGAACUUGAGAAGAUUUUCCAAGUGACUCACUACCCAGAUGUCCAUAUUCGCAAUCAGUUGGCAGCAAAGAUUAACCUACCAGAAGCCAGAGUUCAGAUCUGGUUCCAGAACCAGAGAGCCAAGUGGAGGAAACACGAAAAAUUUGGCAACUUUGGAGGCCUUCAGCAUCUGACAGAAGUUGAUUUCAUUCCUGCUCCCAAGUCAGAUAUCACAGCUCCUAGCUUGAUGCCGAGGAAGUUUGCAGCCACCAUCCCUUCCACAGGAUACUACUCACCACUGCAAGGGCAGCUGACAACUGCUUGGCUGCCCAGCACAUUCUCCUACAUCCCCCACCACUUGGAGCUGCUGCCUUUCCCAAAACCAUGCUUGUUCUUCAACGUCCUCCCUGCCUACAGUGCACCACGCUCCCACAAGAUGGAACAGAGCAGUAUCUGUGCCAGCUCUACAUAGAGGAUAUGGAGGAGCAGGGGACUUGGGGAGCACAGUUUUAUCACCCGUGACAGUUUGCAAGGGGCAGGUGUUCUCCUUAAGCAAGUAUGCUGGGAUGACAAAUGGCAUGAAGUCAGUACCAACACAAGAAGCUGCAGUCUAAUGAACAUUGGCAAGAGCCACCAUGGACUGGGAAGGAGAUCAGUGUUAACCAGAGGAGCAGCAUGUUCUGCAGAAACCAAGCCAAGAACUUCUCCCUGGAGGGACAGUGCACCAAACUGAGUGGUCCUGCAAAAGAACUUGGUUUUUACUCAGCACUGAGAUAUGACCACAUGACUCUAUUGCACCAAUGCCUUGGGGAAGGAAAUUUUCCUGCUGUGAGGAGCAUGUAGCCCCAAAGUGAGGCCAAACAGGAUUUUCCUCCUCCAUAUAUAUAGGUUGCUUUCUUUGGAUAUGCUGUUCUUUACUUGGGGAGGGGCAAAGAACAUGUUUAGGUCAAAAUAUCAGACUUUCAAGAUACUUCUGUUUUCCAGAGCAUUUGGUGAGGGAAGGGAGUGGGUUUGGUUUGAUGGAUGUGUUUUUGACUUGAAUAAAGGGACAAAAACACUAUUUGAGUUUAAAUACAACAGUCUGAGAGGGGCAAAAGGGCUGAGCUCUGGAUUUGGUACUGUGAGUCUCCGGGGGCAAGAGAAUUCUUCAGUUGGUUAAUUAAAAUGCUUAUGAAGAAGCCUCUCAAUUUUUGACCUGAAUUAAGAAAGCUCUGAAACUCCAUCUGAAACAAUAACAAAAAGAGACGGCCUAACUGAGUUUAAUCUACUAGACAUAAUAGGAUGUUAUGACCCCACAGUUUGGCUUAAUUGUAGAUCAAUAAUGAGAUCGGCCUACCCAUUUACAAAAUGUCUGUAUGCCCUAUUAUUUGCAUAAUAUUAAUCUCCUUCCAACAUAUGGCUUUUUCCCUGCUUGUCAAAGGUCCAGUGCUCCUUCUGCAGAUGUCUCCACUGACUCAUGGGAAACACUGUUGGAAGGCAUUGUUUAAAGGAUUGCAUUGUUUUUUGCUUUGCAGCCACAACACACACUGCUCACCAAUAGGGGAAACUGCUGAGCAAAGGCAGUAAAAUGUGGUCUCCCUCCCAGACAUACCACUUGUAAGGGUGGCCAGUUGUGACACAGUCCAAAUACAAAGCAAAUCACCACCCAAAUGCUUGCUGAAGAGUCUGCUGUGUGUAUGUGGGAGUGCAGAUAGGUUAAUGCCUCUGUAUAGGUUGUACAUUUAAGAAAUCUCUCUGGGUAUAAUCCAGCUGCCAGGUCUUCAGCCUUUUCCCAGUCACUGAUAGUUACAUAGGGUUCACAGUGAAUUAAUAGCAUUUCUGCCAUCUGGCUGGUACCAGUUGCCCCUGUAUUUUACAUUUGAGAGACCUGAAAACAACUAAGUAGUUGAUUGUUGCAGGGUAAAACAUGAAUGAGCAAAACCCUGCCUUGUAUGGACUUAAUUUCUCCAGGCCACAACUAUUCAUCAGAAAACACUGUCCUGUCUCCCACAGGUGCUUCAUUCCCUUUUUCCUGCAUUUGCUUGAGUCUUUACAUCCUCUUCGUCCCUGGCAUCUUAUCUGUCAUCUAAAGGACAGUCAAGUCAGACACAGCAUUAAAGUUCAGAACCAUAAAGGGGUUAAAGCAACCAACUGAUUAAAAUCAAGGGGAAUUAGUUAUGCUAUUCACCUCUUGCAACUUCUGUUCUGGGCACACAUAUACUUUAAACCUGCCUGACAAAGGUUUGUCAGAGGAACAAGUUGUCUGAGGAAGCUGACCACACACUAGCAAUACCUGCUAAAGUGCAGCAAUGGUUUGAUCCUAAUUUCAGAGUAAAAGCACAGGUGAUUCACUUUACUUUGUAGGUGUCUGGGGAUUUAUCAGGGAAAAAGAGUCAGAGGUGUUCAGUUCUUACUAUACUGCUUCAGAAUCUAGCAUCUCUGCUAUGGUUGUCCCAACCAGAAGAACUCUGGCUAUCUCAGUAGCCCAGUAGCUGAAAAAAAAGCAUAAUUAUAAUCUCUAUCCAAUGGGCCCAGCAGAGAGCUCAGACUCAAAUCUAGUCACAACAUUUUGUUCCCUUGGCUGAUCUGGAUAACUUCUCCAAGGUAAGGGGCAAUGUGACAUUGUCCCUGUAUGCUUUGCCCUCAUGAGGCUUUAUCUGGAGUAUUCUUUCCAGGCCUAGGGCCUCCAGCACAAGAAAGAGAAGGGCCACAAAGAUGACCGGGGGCUGGGACACCUCUCCUAAGAAGACAGGCUGAAGGAGCUGGGCUUGUUCAGUCUGGAGAAGGCUGCAGGGAGACCUCAUUGCAGCCUUCCAGUAUUUAAAGGAAGAUUAAAAGAGGGAGGGAAAUGAACUUUUUACAUGAGUAGAUAGUGAUAGGACAAGAAGGAAUGGUUUUAACAUAAGGGAGAGGAGAUUUUGAUUAGAUAUCAGGGGAAGUUUUUCACUGAGAGGGCAAUGAGGCACACCACAGGCUGCCCGGAGAAGCUGAGGGCAACUCCCAUCCUUGGAGGUGUUCAAGGCCAGUUUGGAUGGGGCCCUGGGCAGCCUGAUCUAACACUUGAUCUAAUGCCUGGUAACUCUGCCCAUGGCAGUGGGGUUUGAACUUGAUGAUCCUUGAGGUCUCUUCCAACCCAAGCCAUUUUAAGGUUCUAUGAUUCUAUAACAGAUUAGAGUUACAGACUCCUUGCCAAUGGACAUCCUGGAAGGCUGUUGUUCAGCCUCGUGAAUCAGGUCAUGUUAACCUAAGGACAGCUCAGAAAUGAGUGUCCCAGCCUGUGACAAAAAUGAAGCAUCAUUACUUAUGGUAGAUGUUUAGAGGUUUUACUUCAAAUGACAAGGCUAUGCAACCUACUUCACAGAUACUCUUUGCAGUCCCUCACAAAGUCCCUUAUAACCUUCACAGUUCCUCCCCUCUGUUCGUGGCUCUGAUUUCCAUUCUCAUACUGACUUGUCUCAAUGUGCCAGGCCACCAAUAUCAGAUAAAUAAAACCUCUUCAGCACAAGGAAAACAACCCUGUCGAUGAUGUUUGCACACUGUAGACACCUCUGAGCCUUCAGACUGCCCUGGCUUAGCUCACCUAGCUAUCUUGUGUCCUUGAUCUUUCCAUGUAAAUCCUUCAGGGUCAUAGGUAUUGAGGGCAAGAUUCUGAACUGGAUCAAAAACAAUUAGAUGGA
This is a messenger RNA of Coturnix japonica (Japanese quail), 4314 nucleotides long. It is a transcript of the gene ISX, whose product is annotated as intestine specific homeobox. Gene Ontology annotation, molecular function: DNA-binding transcription factor activity, RNA polymerase II-specific; RNA polymerase II transcription regulatory region sequence-specific DNA binding. NCBI's taxonomy places the organism in Eukaryota, Metazoa, Chordata, Aves, Galliformes, Phasianidae. Gene Ontology annotation, biological process: regulation of transcription by RNA polymerase II. The record is from RefSeq and is a predicted model, not a curated record.